AGCAAAAGUAGUGGACAUUCAAUGGAUCGCCUGACAACUAGAACUGUGGCUGACAGAUCAAGGAGAGGUGGGAGGACUUCUAGGGAAAAGUCACUUCACGCGUCAAAGUCGUUCACACGUCGGAAUCAAACCAGAUCACAAUGAAGGUGAACGUUCUGCUGAUGCUCCUUCCUUUCCUGACAGGAGUACUUUCACUGAGCCCUAAAACAAUAUACACCAGGGCAGGGGAGUUGGUGGUGCUGCGCUGCCCUCAGAAAAAUGACCCUGACACAAGUAUUCUGUGGACCAAUCAGACGAAUCGGGGGAUGAAUCUGACCAGCAUCCUGUCAACACAAUCAGCUGAUUUGAGUCAGAUGGACGUGCUUCUACAGGGACAAAGUCUUGUGAUACUCAGAGCCUCUUUGAGCCAUCAGGGAAAUUACUCAUGCUCAGUUAGGAAUGGCAGCAGAAAGUUCUGGUUCAGCCUGAUUGUGUACGAACCCCAGGCCACAGAGUAUGAAGAGAGGAAUCGGUAUUCCACAACAUGCUACACGCAAGAGUCCUGCACAUUGUAUUGUCCCACAGCAAACGUCCCCACUCAUGACACUCCGAAUAUCACAGGCAGAGGAAUCACGUGGCACAAGGAGGGCGAGACGAUGUCAACACCAAACAACUUCCCGAGUGUAGUGGAAAGAGACGGUGGCAUCUACAAGUGCAUCAGAUCUUUCUUGUACGACGAUCAAAUUUAUAAUAUGAGCUUCUCAGUAAUGCUGGAAAUCCAGAAAAGCACUUAUGGGAAAUCCGAGAUCACCUCGCCACAGCAGAAUGACGUGUUCCACAUAGACUUAGGAUCAACAUUAGUGAUAGAAUGUAAAGCUGUCGCCUACUCCGACCAUGACAUGGUGUUUUGGCUAAGUGAGAAUUCAUUUGUCGAUACGGAUGAGAGCCUGCCUGUUUUCUACAAUUAUUCAAGAACCAAAUAUAUAGAUGAAGUAAAUAUGACAGCCUCGUUGGUCUUCAAAGACGUGACAGAGGAGGAUCUGUUGAAGAAAUACACAUGUAAACUGGAGUCUGACCACCAACAGUCAAGCUUCAUCACCAUCUCUCUGGCUGAAAAACGCACAACAGCUCGUCUGGUCUGGUUCUUCCCAGUCCUCUGCACUUUGGCCGUCACUGCUGUGGUUCUGAUCGUGGCACUGUUUCUGGUGUGCCAUGUGAAAAGGUCCAAAUAUUCCAGUUGCAGAAGUGAAGAAAACCCUCCAAUACAGAUUAUGCAGUUUCUUCGGAACAGGAGAGGAAGUGGCUUUCAGCGCUUAGGAGGAAACUUAGGCAGAAGUCGGUCUGAGCGCAAACGCGUUGUUGAAAUCUGCCGCAGGCAACCCGGGAUGGUUCUGCUGCUUCUCGUCCUUCUCUCGGGCAUUUGUCCCGUGACGCCCAAUGAGAUCUAUGCUACCGCUGGUGAACUGGUGGUGCUAAGCUGCAGAGAGCCGAAACAUAAUGGUCCCGUAAUGCUUUGGAAAAUGGAGACAGACCAGAAGAUGCACCUCUCCAGCAACAUGUCAGCGUCUGAGCAGCAGAAGCUCGGUUUGGUUUUUUAUAAGCACAACCUUGUGAUUCUCAGAGCAUCUGCAAACCAUCAGGGGAAUUACUCAUGUGGUCCUCUGGGGAAUACCAGCAGCCAGAUGCGGUUCAGACUUACAAUAUUCCCAAAGCAAUCCACCAGGAACAUGUACUCUAGGGAAUGUACUGCAAAGCAAUCCUGCGAACUAACUUGUCGUGAAGGACGCAUCCCUAAUGCAGGAAUCCCCGGUAUUCUCCAGAAGAUAGGAGAAGUGUGGCACAAGGAAAAUGGUGAGCCCACCGAUAAUUACUUCCCAAGCGUUGGAUUGGAGAAAAGUGGAGUCUACAUCUGCACCCGGUCUUUCUCGUAUUCUGGUGAAAUAUAUAAUACUUCCUCUUUGGUGGACCUUCAAGUUCAAACAGAUGAGCCUCAGUCAAAUUUAGGAAUCUAUUCACCCAAGAAUGGUCAGGUUUUUGAAGUAGAACUCGGCACAAAAAAAGUGAUUGCUUGCAUAGCACACGUAGAUUCUUGCCAAAGUAGACCAUAUUGGACGAGUGAUGGGAAAUUUGUGGAUGACUUGGAUGUUUCCACAGAUCCAUGUGAAAAUGAAGAGAUGCCAAACAGGAUGAAUACAUCUUUAAUUUUCAGAGAGGUGUCACCUGUAAACCUGUCAAAAACGUUUACCUGUGUAUUUUCAAAUGACAAGCAGACCUCCGCCGUCAACAUCACCCUCGUUCAAACAGCUCAACCUUCGCAUGUGAAGCUAACCGUAUGCUCUGUCUGCGUUGUGGUGUUGAUGGCGGUGGUCGCUGUUGUCUACGUCAAGUUUAAAAUUGACGUCACCCUUUUCCUACGAGACAAAGUCGGCCUUAAAGAUUGCCGGAGCAGCACUUCAGAUGAAAAAAGCUACGAUGCGUUUUUGAUGUGUUAUAAAAGCGUCACUGAUGAAGGACUGAGUGAGGAAGACAGAAAAUGCCUGGCGAGUACUUUGGAAGAUGAGUUUGGUUACAGCAUCUGUCUUUUUGAUCGAGAUGUCUUACCUGGUCAAGUUGCAGCCCAGGCCGUGUUGGACUGCAUAGAGCAGAGCCGGGCUGUGGUUUUGGUUCCCAGCUUUCCAGAUCCUGAACCAGGAAGUGCAGUGCUAAGCGCCAUCCAUGCUUCUCUAGUGGAGCGGAAGACUCGCUUGAUUUUCAUAAACACAGAGCAGACGGAGGCGUCGGCGUCAGGUUCGUUUCCAGAGGCUUUGCAGCUUCUGAGUAAAGCUGGGAACAGUGUCACCUGGAAGGGACGGCCGCCCUGCACCUCCUUCUGGAAGCAGCUGCGUUAUCACUUACCGGCCCCACAGCAAACACCAAAAAUGCAACUUUUAUCACAAAAAUGUUAGGAUGAUAUCCAAAGCUAACUAACCAUUUUAUACUGGACUUACAACAUGAGAGAUAAGAAAUGGAAGCCUAUUUUGUUUAUGCAUUAACAAAAAUAAGGCCGAAAUCAAUGUGUUUAUAUUUAAAAUAUCCUGUUUAUUCAUGACUUUAGACUACUGUGCUCUGUAGUCUAAAGUGCAAUACACUCAGAAAAACUGAUGUGUUUUAUUAUUUAUUUUUCUGUCAUUGCUUCAGUAGAAGUUGAGCAUGUAACAUGUUAACAGCACAGUAAAAGUGAACAGCAGAAUGUGAAUUAAUCUCAGUUGUUUUGUUAUCACUUUAUUUUAACAUUUUUGUUUCUGCAUUUAGAAAUUAAAUUUCUGUGUUUAUUGUCAACUGUUACUGUCUUCGCUGCACCGUUAAGUAUGACAAGCAAACGUAUUAUGAGGAAAAUAAGUAUUCGAACACCCCGUGACUUUGCAAGUUCUGCCACUUAGAAAUCAUGGAGAGGUCUGAAAUGUUAAUUUUAGGUUCAUGUCUGCUGUGAGAGACAUAAUCUAAAUAAUAAAAAAAAAUAAUCAGAA
Poeciliopsis prolifica (blackstripe livebearer) is the source of this 3485-nucleotide messenger RNA. RefSeq lists its product as uncharacterized. The transcript is spliced from 19 exons. Bases 141 to 2924 code for a protein of 927 amino acids. The record is from RefSeq and is a predicted model, not a curated record. Gene Ontology annotation, molecular function: interleukin-1 receptor activity. Lineage: Eukaryota; Metazoa; Chordata; Actinopteri; Cyprinodontiformes; Poeciliidae. Gene Ontology annotation, biological process: signal transduction.